AAUACACUUUCCGCGAUAUGACGCGACUAAUCCGAGCGGUCGCGUUCUUUUGCUCGGUGGCACUGAGUAGUAGUGCGCUCAGCAAACCGUUCGCCAUAGAGGUCGAUUGCGCAGUUCCCGAGUGCUCCAGCCAGGAAGGUCGCACAACGCUAUGGCCUUUUCGUGAUCCCAACUUCUUCGUACGUUGCGAACCGCCAAAGUGGCACUUGAUGAGAAGGCCCUGUCUAUCCGGAACGUUGUUCCACUUCGGUCGACAAGAGUGCGUUGAUCCCUCGCAAUGGGUCGAGCCAUGUCCAACGGGUCCGGAGAUGCCUCAAUGUCCCAGAAUUGUUUGCGCGACGGCGCAGGACCAGAGACAACUGUGGCCGGAAGAGGAUCCCAGCUUCUUCCUGCGAUGCAUUCCACGACCCGAUGGAGGAAUGAUGGUGGUUCGGCGAGAGUGUACUGAAGGCUUCCUGUUCAGCUAUACGCUACAGCAAUGCGUGGACGCGCAGUAUUGGGAACAGGAUUGCACGUUUGACGACGUAACGACGAUCGGGACUCCCACGCCUGAGGGAGAAACGGAUACAUCAACGACAUCACCAGUGGACGAAACUACGACAACGACUCCAGCGACAACAACUACAGAAGAACCGACCACGACAACAGCUGAACCAACGACUACCACAACAGAAGAGCCGACGACUACAACAACAGAAGAGCCGACGACAACCACAACAGAGGAUCCUACAACGACAACUGAAGAUCCGGUAACACCGGGUCCCACAACGACAACUACGGAGCAUAGCAGAGGUACCUGUCCGACGCCAUUGUGCUCUUUCCAAGACCCCAAGCUGUACCCUCACACUGACUGGACGAAGUUCUACCAGUGCGUGCUGAACGCAUCCGGACAGAUGGAGGCCGUGGUAAGAAGUUGUGGCGCCAACACCUACUUCCACGCCGGUAUGCAGAAUUGUCUGCACAUCUGGCAGUGGGAAGACUUCUGUAUCUAAAUUAAGUACGAUCCAGCAUGUUCAGAAGAACAUUUCAGUUGACUUUAUUGAUGAAUUAAACUAGGGGGACAACCUCCUCAACCCAA
Aedes aegypti (yellow fever mosquito) is the source of this 1078-nucleotide messenger RNA. RefSeq lists its product as uncharacterized. Bases 18 to 992 code for a protein of 324 amino acids. NCBI's taxonomy places the organism in Eukaryota, Metazoa, Arthropoda, Insecta, Diptera, Culicidae. The transcript has a single exon. The record is from RefSeq and is a predicted model, not a curated record. Gene Ontology annotation, molecular function: chitin binding. Gene Ontology annotation, cellular component: extracellular region.